AAACAGAAGAAUACAAAAAUUAGGUUAUGGAAGUAAAGUUUAAAAAUUAAAAUGAACAAAUUAUUUACAAGGUUGAUUUCUAAAUCUUUAAACAAAUUAUCGAAAACUGAUAAAUUGGCAAGCACUUAUAAGGCAGCUGUCAUAACAGAAAUAGGGAAACCUUUAGAAAUACAAGAAAAAAAAGUACCGAAAUUAAAACCAAAUCAAGUUAGGGUACAAGUUGUUUAUUGCAGUGUAAACUCGGUGGAUUGCCAUAAAUUUAGAAACGACAGUGACCAAUUACCGUUUAUUCCUGGAUAUGAAUUAUCAGGGGAGAUUUUAGAAAAAGGAACUGAGGUUAAAGAUGAGGUUAUUAGGAUUGGAGAAAGAGUUGUUGGCUUAAAUCUUUUACAUUUCGGAGGCUUUGCCGAACAAUGCGUGCUAGAUAUCAAUGAUGUAUGGAGGAUACCGGGGGAUUUAGAAAGGAAAGAUGCUGCAGUCAUAGCUUAUGGUCAUUCCACUGCUCUUUAUACGUUUUCAAAAUUAUCUACUAUCAAAGAAAAAGAAAAAGUUAUAAUUUCAGCUGGUCCUGCUGGAAUGGGCUUAGCAGCAGUGGAUAUUGCAGCAAAUGUUUACAAGGCACAGGUUAUCGGAUUGGUGGAUACAGAAGAGAGAGGUGAAUUAGUCAGACAAAGAGGGGCAUUUGAGACUGUUAGUUUCUCAGAAAAAUUACCCAAAACAUGUAUGGCAGUAACUGAAAAUAAAGGAGCAAAUGUAGUCUAUGAAGCAGUAGGAGAACAAAUGGAGCUUAUUGGAAAAUGCGUUGCUGUUGGAGGAAAACUAUUUCAUGCAGCUCCAUUCUUUUACAAGACAAUCCCAGCUCCAAAGCCUCACACAUUCGCUUCAAUUGUUAGUCUCAAAGAACUGAAAAAGCAAAAUAACAACCUGUAUAGAUCCAUAGUCAAUGAUACUCUUGAAAUGGCAAACGAUGGGCUAAUAAGUGCUCAUAUAAGUGCUAAAUUUAAUUUGACACAAGUGAAUGAAGCAAUAAAAUUUAUUGAUGAUAAAAAAUGUACUGGUAAAGUACUUAUAUACAUUGAUAACUAAGUUUCGAUUAUUAAACAAGUAUUAUUUAUUAGGUAAUAACAUAAAUCGGUUCUGUUAUUUUAUUUUAAAACUUUUUAGUUAUAGAAUACUUUAUUCUAUUACCUUUUUGUAUAAUUUUUGUAAAAAUGGUUGUUAUAGUAAGUUUCCAAAGAAAUUUGAGGAUAUAAAAAAGAUUGAACAUUCUAAUAACACUUUAUCAAUAUAUUUGAACGAAUUCUUUACUGAAAUACUCUCUGGUGUGAAGGGUAGAUUUUCAAAGUCCUUUGACAACCAUCUGUGAAUAUAACUAGGUGUAUCUACAAAAAUAGGCCUCAUCUCAAUAGAGCUUUGACAAUUUCGGGUUAUUAACAGAUAACUUUUACCUAAGUGAACCAGUUAUAAUUAUUAAGUGUUUAUUUCGGAUCUUGUUGUAUAGUCCUGUCUUGAUUAAGCUACUAACUUUCUUGAAAUAGUCUUUUUUGUCCAUAAUAACAAUUUUGUUUCCUUUAUCUAUCUUUAAAUAAAAACAGAUAAAGGAACGGAUAAAAUUUUGACAUUAUUCAAAUAUUCUUUGCUAAUUAAUAUAUUUUUAUUCUUAAUAGACAUGAUUUUCGAGAUCUCCUGCACGUCUUCCGGAUGAAAGUCUUAUCAUCAUUAGGGAGAUACUGAAUGGAACUUUCAAUAUAUCUAAAUCAAAAUGUCUACGUCAUUUCAGUCAAAAGUCCAGGAAGAAAGGCUCUCAACAAUGUCGAUAGACUCCAAAGAAAUUAUUUUUCUCACUUAAAUUGUAAAUAGAAUAAUCCCUCGACUCUUUAAUUUCAGUUUUCUAAUUAUUUUAAUGUACUUCUGAUCUCAACCUUAAUAAUUUUUGUCAUUGUAUGGAGUGCUAAACUCACAGUUUGGAGUAUUAUUGUCCCUUGUUUUCAAGUUAACUAUGUCUACAUGUUUAGACGAUAGAAUGUAUCACUUUAUAAAAUUGUUUUUAUUUUAUUUAUUAAUUAAUAUCUAUUAUUAUAUUUGGUAAUAUAAACUAGGUCGCUGUUAGUAGAACCUGUGUCAAGUGUUAAUGAGGUGCUUAAUAUUCGAUUAUUGUUCAAUUCGACAGAUAAUAAGGGGUAAUAAGUUAUUCCUCUCUUAAUUUUAUUUGGUAUAUUUGAAAGAAAAGCAAAUUUUAACUCAUGUCUUUAUUUCAUAAUAAAAACAAAUAUCACAAUAUAAUUAUGUAUGUUCUGUACUUCAUAACAUUUUUUUUAUCAACCUCUGGUUCAAUUAAAAUCAGAAUCAUUUUUACUAACUUAUAAUUAUUAAAUAAAAUUACACAUUUAGCGAAUAAUUCAUAAAAUAAGAGAUCAAAUAUUUCCAAUAUAGUUUCUAGAACAUACAUUUGCUCAAAAAAGGUUUAUUUGUAAGCUGAAAAUGUUCAAUUAAAAGGAUACAUUGUUGAUAAAAUAAAUAAAAUAUACAGCAAGUUAUAUUAAGUUUAAAAGGGAGUCACUAAAUUAGCUCAAAAAAACGAGCAGUUGGUAAAAACUUCUCGACAUUUGUACACUUUACACUGCACCCUUAUGAUCUACUUUAUAGUAAAUGAAUAUAUAAAACAGGAAAUCUUUAGAAAUUCUAAGAAACAGUUCUGAUUUCGAUCGUUUUUUUAAAUUUUGUUUUUUUAUAUAAUCAAAAACAGAAACCUUUUGUAGCAGGGACAUAAUGAUUUAUAUUGUCCAUGAUAUUAAUGAAGGAAAAUAGUUACAUCUCCUGUCCAAUAUUCUUUUUCCAAGUCUAUUACAAAAAAUUAUUUUUUUCAACAGUAAUUCAAUGUGUUAUGUGUAUAAGUAUGUGGGUUUCUGAUAUGAACUCUAACUCAUUUGAACUAAUUGAGCAUGAAAAUAAACAUUAGUACAGUGAAAUCUAGUUUCAAUAUAAAUAAAUGAGAUAAUAAUAUAAUCUACAACAAUCACUAGGAAGUAGUAGUCUUUAAGGAUUUUAUGCUAAAUU
This is a messenger RNA of Diorhabda carinulata, 3057 nucleotides long. Its product is annotated as quinone oxidoreductase-like protein 2 homolog. Lineage: Eukaryota; Metazoa; Arthropoda; Insecta; Coleoptera; Chrysomelidae. Gene Ontology annotation, cellular component: mitochondrion. Gene Ontology annotation, molecular function: oxidoreductase activity. The transcript is spliced from 4 exons. The record is from RefSeq and is a predicted model, not a curated record. Bases 52 to 1086 code for a protein of 344 amino acids.